Messenger RNA from Suillus plorans, 2189 nucleotides. RefSeq lists its product as uncharacterized. Lineage: Eukaryota; Fungi; Basidiomycota; Agaricomycetes; Boletales; Suillaceae. Gene Ontology annotation, biological process: intracellular mRNA localization. The transcript has 3 exons. The coding region runs from base 144 to 1781 and encodes 545 amino acids. The record is from RefSeq and is a predicted model, not a curated record. Gene Ontology annotation, molecular function: mRNA binding. Gene Ontology annotation, cellular component: ribonucleoprotein complex; nuclear outer membrane-endoplasmic reticulum membrane network; endoplasmic reticulum.
CCGGAAACCGGAGUUCGAGGCGGCAAUUUGACUACAUAAAAUAAAAACGCUCGCCCAAGUUCACACACACACACACAACUAGGUGCAACUUGCUCUACCCACUUGGCUUGGUCUUUCCGUUCUUACGAUCUCUUCCUGCUAAAAUGCCCGCUCAAAAAUCUAAAUCGUCGGCCAGCAACGGUGCUGCUAAAAUUCACAGUGCCAAAGUGACACCUGACUCUACGGUUCCCUCGUCACCCGCUUUUUCUAAAACCGACCUUAGUGGGCCUAUGGUCACAGGCUCUGGAAAGCCAGACAAGGCUGCAUUUGAUGCAGAGCAAGAGAGAAUCAGGACUGAAAUCGAUGGCUUGCAGACUAAACUUGCUGCCGUCCGGGCAAAAAUAUCUUCGACAAAUAAGUCGGAUACUGGAAACGACAAACGGGCAGCUCUUAAGGCUGAACUGGAUAGCAUACGCGGUCAACAGUCAUCUAAUAAGUUAAACCGAGGCAAGACACACGAGCAGCUCAAAACGAUUCAAGAUGGUAUUCAGAAAAAGGUUCGGCUGGUAUCGACCCGCAUUCACUAUUUCCUGACGAAAUGUGCCAUGCAGAUAAAGGACCUGCAAGCUGCUCGUGGCAAAACACCAUUCAAAACCACAGCAGAUGUCGACGCUCAUAUCAGCCACCUGGAAACGCAAGUGGAGUCUGGUAGUAUGAAAGUUGUGGAUGAAAAGCGUGCCCUUCAGGAGAUCAGCCAGACUCGUCGGACGCGUAGAAUGGUCGAAAAGUUCCAGGCAGACCAAGAGUCGAUUGAAGCUGACCGUCAAGAAGCCGACCGACUGAAGAAGCUGCUUGAUGACCCGGAGUCCAAGGAAAUAUCUGAGCGUUAUGAUACCAUCAAGGCUGAACUGGAUGAACUCAAAAAGGAAUCUGACGAGGCGUAUGCAGGCCGAAACAAGCUUUUCGAAGAACGAGACAGUAUUCAAGCACAACUAAACGCUCUCUUCAAUGAGAAGCGUGAGGCAGCACAUCGUUUCCGCGAGGCGAAUGACCGGUAUUGGACCAAGGUGAACGAGGACCGCGCUCGACGUCUUGAGAAAGCUCGUGCUCAACGUGAUGCAGAAGAAGCACAGAGGAAAUUGGCAAUCGCCGACGGUCUGCGUGAAGAAGCGUCAAUGCCUGCAUUCCAAACGCAGAUUGAAGACUGCCAGACUCUCAUUGACUUUUUCUCUGGGAAGUCCUCUGGCAAUGUAGUGUCGUCAUCCUCAUCUGUACCAACCAAAUCCGAUGUUUCUGGUGUUCCGCAGUUGGAGAUUCGACAGGUGGAUGCAGUUGGGGAGACCAUGGUGGCACUGAAAAAGAAAGAUGAAGAAUCGUAUUUCGUUGGGAAAGGGAAGAAAGGAAGGAAAACCCCCAAAGCCACCUCUCCAGCUGAUACCAGCGCCAUUCAUCUACCUUACGGCCAAUUAUCCGCUCUGCUUUCGCUAUCUAUACCGCCUCCGACGGACCAGGCUGAUGUUCCUCGCGUUAUUGAGGACCUGAAGACAAAGAAAGCCUGGUUUGAGGCUAACCAAGCUCGUCAAACAGCGGAAAACGUAGCUAAAGCCGAGGCGGAGAUCCGACGUCUGACGAAUGGCGCCAAGCCUAAUGGCAAGCGGAGCGUGACCGUAUCCCCACCGAACGGCGGUAGCGAGCCUCUAGAACCUGCUCUCACUCCUUCGGGUAGCGCAACUCCACGGAUUGAUGAUGAGGUCGAGGAGAAGCUUGAGGAGGUUCAGGUUAAUGACGCUGAGGAGAACUAGGCACAGACUGAAUCGGAGCAUCUUUUAUACCUCACACUUAUACUACCAGAUCGCCUCUACUUAUAUCUGCAAAUUAUGUCCGGAGCGGGAAGGAAUCAGUAUUAUUCAACAGAAUGAAGACCUAUACAAUAAAAGUACGAGAAGAGGAAGAGACGGAGCAAAAGUGGCAAUACAGAUAGGACACUGACAAGGUAUGAAUAAAUGACGGAACAGAACAUAUACAAUCACUGGAGAUACUAUCUUUGACCGAGUGGUAUAAUUUUCAAUCGAGCUUCGGGGACUAAGGCCCAGCCUCCGUCUUGACGGACUCAGUCUCGCGAUCUUGCUCGCCAUUAGUACCUGAAGAGGUAUUCAUGCCCAAAUCUUGCGUCGCAAAUGACGCAACGUCGAACGAGUUCCCGGGUGCAU